Bolinopsis microptera is the source of this 1754-nucleotide messenger RNA. RefSeq names its product CDP-diacylglycerol--inositol 3-phosphatidyltransferase-like. The transcript is spliced from 5 exons. The record is from RefSeq and is a predicted model, not a curated record. The coding region runs from base 1 to 669 and encodes 222 amino acids. Gene Ontology annotation, molecular function: CDP-diacylglycerol-inositol 3-phosphatidyltransferase activity. Gene Ontology annotation, biological process: phosphatidylinositol biosynthetic process. Gene Ontology annotation, cellular component: membrane; Golgi apparatus. NCBI's taxonomy places the organism in Eukaryota, Metazoa, Ctenophora, Tentaculata, Lobata, Bolinopsidae.
AUGGAUAGUACGGAGAUGGCUUCAACGGAACCCAACGUUUAUCUUUUUGUCCCGAACCUCAUCGGAUACGCCAGAGUUGCGCUCAUGUUUGUCGCUUUCUACUUUAUGACAAAUGCCGAGAUGUAUCAUGUGACCGUGACUUGCUAUCUGCUGAGUCAGCUGCUGGACGCGUUUGACGGUCACGCCGCCAGAAUGCUCGGCCAGACUUCAAAACUGGGUGCAAUGUUAGACAUGCUCACCGACAGAUGUAGCACAUUAGGGCUGGUUAUGGCUCUGGGCCUUCUGUACAAAGAUUGGUUCUUUUUCUUCCAAUGUUACGCAGUCCUGGACAUUGCAUCGCACUGGCUUCAUCUCACUGCUUCUCACUACACAGGUUCCACCUCACACAAAACUAUAGACCUGUCCUCUAACCCGAUACUGUAUUACUACUACCAAAACAGAACCGUUCUCUUCUCAAUGUGUGCAGGAAACGAGUUAUUCUUCGCGGCCCUCUACCUACUUUACUUUAGUGAAGGUCCCAAUUUCGGAGGUUACGGUUUCUUCAGAUCAGUAGUUAUCUGCUGUGCACCGGUUAUGGUCUCAAGCGUAAUAUCAGUGGUACAGUUAUUAGCUGCAGCAAAGAACAUCGUUAUUGUUGACACGGACGAACACACUCGAGCAAAACAAUAGAAAAAUCAACGUGCUCUUUUUUCUAAUAAACGUUAUCUCUGUAGAUAAGAGCGAUUGACUGUUGUAAUUAUUUGAAGCUUUUCAUCUACCAAAAUCUGGAUGUUUGCCAAGGAAGCAUUUGAUGUUCUAUAAAAAUCUUGUAAAUUAAGUGUAGAGUUUGGUUAGGGAUUCACAUAUUAGGUAAUCAGCCAAAAGGAGUAGGGGAUCUAGGCAUUUAGAUUACUGUUGCUGACUGGGUGAGGGUGUCCUUGCUGACGUCAGCAACAAUUAUUACUUUAAGUUCGUACAAGGUUAAAUAAAAGAACAAAAUUACAUUCUCUUUUUCAAAUUAGAUUUUUGUUUAGCAACAUAUUUUCAGUUUUGCCAUUGUGACAGUUUUAUCACAAGAUGGUGGGGAGCAUACAAUUAAGAAAAUCUUGCUUCCGUAAUAUGUUAAUGAUCCCGAAGUGGAAUUGUUUGAAAUUUGUCUUUUUCCGGAUUUUCAGAUCUUUACAGAUGAAGCCCAUGAUUCAAGUAUCUUGCCCUGGAUGAAAACAACUUUUGGAUUAAUCCAAUAUUUGCAUUUUAUUCCCGUGGCAACAACGCAUACGAGAUCGUUUUUUGACAAUAUGAGCAUUUGUUGUUGUUUUUUCUCUUCCAAGUCCCUGAAUUCAGUCGGUGCAAGCGAAGUUUUUUUUGCGAUGUUGUUAAAAAGUUCUGAUAUUGUCUAAAUCUAAUGUGUGUGAAUGAAAGAACAUGUUUGUAAGUAUAAAGCAUAGGUGUACAGUCCAACAAAACAAUUUAUCAAUCUAUUGCUAUUAUUGAAACUACUGUUAACUUUUUUCCACUUUUGACAUAAUAAUAAUAAAGUUUUCGUUGAAAAGCUGCAAUAUUGAAUCUUCAUGCUUAACAAUGCUAGCAAUGUAUUAUAUCUAUUUGAAUGCGAGUAUCCUUUUAACUUUGAGUUAGUUAUAUACUUUUAAUCAAAGUUUGCAGUUUGAUAAAAUUACUUAAUAAUAAUAAUUAUUAUAUUCGCUGUCAUGAAUUAAUAUUAUAGAUAUGCUCCUGUUAAAUAUAUCCAUAGUUUUACAUUGAAUUUGUUAAAA